AUGGACCAAGAGUUGACCUACUGGCUUCUCGACACGCGCUCCCUCUGGCCGGGGAGCCGCAUCGAACAGGCUGCAGCCGACGUUCUGAAUCUACUUAGCCCAGAGGAGCAAGAAGGCGUGCGAAGAAAACACUUCAUCCAAGAUGCUCGCCUGAGUCUGGGUUCUGCACUGCUCAAGCGAGCCUUCAUCGCCAAAGUCACCGGCGCGCCCUGGCACAAAAUCCGCUUCGGCCGCGCUGGAGAUCCUGUGCACGGAAAGCCCUGCUACGUGGCCGAGGAUGGGAAGCCUGUGCCCAACAUCACUUUUAACGUCUCCCACCAAGCUGGCCUCGUCGCCCUGGUUGGGUCUACGGUGCCCGGUGUUGAGCUUGGCGUCGACAUUGUCUGCGUCAAUGAGCGGAACGACUUCCGAGUCAUUGACAAAGACGGGUUUGACGGCUGGGUUGACAUAUACGAUGAGAUUUUCUCCGCCGAGGAGUCGUGGGACAUGAAGUACAAUGUCGACAGCGUACAGCUCCUGGACGGCUCGAUUCUCACGUCCGCCGAGCUCGGUCGCAGUGACCGCUGCUGCCGCCGCGAUCAGACUCUCACUGCCCACCGUACGCUCGAGGAUGGCCGUACGGAGCCGGUCACGUUCAGUUCGGAUCUCUUAAUCGACGCUAAGCUGCGGCGGUUCUACACGUUUUGGUGCUACAAAGAAGCCUACAUCAAGCUAACAGGAGAGGCGCUCAUGGCGAGCUGGCUCAAGCAGUUGGAGUUCAAGCACGUGCGGGCGCCGAUGCCGGGGAUAGUCGCGAGGUGCUCCACCCGUGGGUCCUGGGGCGAGAAAGUUGACGAUGUCGAGGUUUGGCUACAUGGCAAGAGGGUUCAAGAUGUGCGAAUGGAAAUCCAGGCCUUCGAAGAAGAUCGGAUGGUCUCAAUUGCAGUGAAGAAUGUUGUUGGAAGCAUACCAUCGAUCCGCAGGGUCGACUUGCAUGAGGAUAUCCUGGCAUUUGCUUCUGCGAACUGA
This is a messenger RNA of Lasiodiplodia theobromae, 1008 nucleotides long. RefSeq names its product 4 -phosphopantetheinyl transferase protein. The coding region runs from base 1 to 1008 and encodes 335 amino acids. Lineage: Eukaryota; Fungi; Ascomycota; Dothideomycetes; Botryosphaeriales; Botryosphaeriaceae. The record is from RefSeq and is a predicted model, not a curated record. Gene Ontology annotation, cellular component: cytosol. Gene Ontology annotation, molecular function: holo-[acyl-carrier-protein] synthase activity; magnesium ion binding. The transcript has 2 exons.